CAACCUGGCACUGUUGAUUCUAGCCAAACACUAUCAGUUGAUAUCGUUUUGUCUCGGGCUUCAUUAAGAUCAAACGUCGCGAUUUCAGACAAGCUUUACCUAAAUGACGUGGUUAUGAGUAAAGAAUAUGAGUAAUCUUUUUAACAACUUCGUACAAACAUCGGUGCAAGGGCAAUUUUUACUGUGACCUCGUCAAGGGCAGAUUUGACCUUGUAAAUAUUCGUGUGUUAAAUUCCAAAUAUCGGGUUGUAUAUAUAUUGUCAAGUUUGACUGAAUUCAAGUAAAUGAAGAAAAAUCCUACGAAAAAGCAACAUCGGACAUGUGUAAGAAAACCAUCUCGCAAGAUUACUAUAUCCCGUUCCAAAUUACUCAAAAGUGAUUUAGAACGUUAUGGGAAAGUGGGUGGGGUUUUCGAUAAACGUCUGGGUAAUCGUAAUGUCACCUUGACUGAGUCCGAAAAGUCUUUGCAAAGACACAUCGUCGAAAAAUUGAGACAACUUGAUAAUGUCUCAUUGGAAAGUGUUGAUGAUAGAGAUCCUUUAUUCAAAGCGGCAUUUGACUCAAGUUUUCCAGCGCGAAAACUAUGCACGGCUGAUGAUGUGGAAGGCGGGAUUGAAGGUCAUAUUGUGGAAAACGUCUUCUUCACCGAUGGUUCUACCGGUAAUAAACCGGGACAUAAUUUCAAGGACUCUUUGGCAGAAAAAAUUGCAGCUACAAAAUUAGAAAAAUUAAAACGUGUCGAAGAAAAUGAAGAACAACGUGAGCGAUUAAAAGUCGUCAAUGACGAAUGGACAAAAAACAUUCGUUUUCUCUUAAGCAAAAUCCAUGGAGUGAAGAAACGUCCAACUACAGGAACUCAGCAGAAUAAUAAUACGAAUGUUUCCCGUUUACUAGAAACAUUGAGUACCAAUAAAAAAGUGGUGCCUAUCGGCUUCUCAAAUCCCCACAGCCCACAAGAACAGCUCUUUAGGCUUCAGGAUAUGGUGAGCGCCCGCAAGCCUUCAAUUGAAGCGAACGACCACAUCAUUGAGUCAGAAACAUUGGUUUCUCAUCUUCGUAUUUUACUCAGACUACCGAAAGAAAAGGUCACUGCUAUUACUUUCAUUUCUAACCAGCUUUGGACAGCUAGAUUGCAUCGUUUAAAAGACGUUGUUCGCUAUCUUUUCUUAAUACAGUUGGCAUUUGAAUAUUGCUCUGAGAUAUUUGAACGUUUAGAAACUGAUGGAAAAUCAUCUACAAAUAUUAUUGAAUGUGGUAUUUUUUGUCCGGAAAUUGUACAUGCACUAUCCCGAUUGUUUUGUCUUACUUCACUUGGUUCGAAUCUACCAAAACACAUUUUAGUUUUAAGAAAACCAUUGACUACUAUCGAAGUAUCCGAUUUGCCGUGUCUCGACAUUCGCCUUGUAAAUAGAUCUUCCCCUUUAUCUCUCAAUGAAAUCCCUGUGCUUCGUUUAACUUGCGUUUACAGGAUGAUUCGUCUCGCUAACCAAGUUUUCCUACUGUAUAAUAAAUUUCUACCGAAGUGCGUUCUAGUGAACUUGUUUCGUCCUUUGAAAACGUUUCUGGUAGAAAGUAACUUCCUUUGUCACCCCGCUUUUAUAGUGAACGAAAUCAAAAGUCUUUCCGAAUCAAUCAAUUCAGCAGAGAAUGCUCCUACACCUGCUCGAUUAAUAUCAGAUCAUCGUCUUUUAGUUUUAAAUACUUUGAAACCAACAGAUUCCAAAGAAUUUAAAAAGUUAGGCAUUCUGCCUCAACUAGAACCUGUCUUCGAAGAACGAUUAUGUGUAAAUCAGCGUGAUAAUACUAAACGGACUCUACAGCGAAAAGUUGCUAAGGAAAAACGUUCUGCGAUGCGGGCUAUUCGUCAAGAUUGUCAAUUUUUAGCUUCACAUCAGUUGAAUAUUAUUAAAAAGAGGUAAUUCUUUUCAUCAUGAUAUUGUCUAUCUCAUCGAGUGUCGUCUUUCAAAGGGUGCAUAAUUUCAUCAAUCUGUUUUCGUGUUAUUAAUUUAUAUUGUUUUUGUUAGGUUGAAUAUUCCUUAACUUCACAUCAAUAGCUCUAAGCUAAUACUAAGAUUUCACAAUUGUCAAAAUCAAUCAAUAUCCAUCAAAGGAUUUUGAGCUAUUGUCCCUAUUAUCGUAAUGUUGGUCGAAUUUAGCCUUUUUUUCUCACAUAAAAAUACGGUGUCAGAUUGUUCUCAGUGUACUGAGCUGAAAUUGACGUAUUAAUGUUACAUCAUGUUGUUUCGAUAGGCUUCAUCUUCUCAUUAAACCAUCUAAAGCUCCCUAAAGCAAUAACUGUCUUAAAUUGUGACUUAGUUAACGAAUGGUUGUUAAAAACCAUCCUGUAGAAAUGUGUGGAUUUUCGUAGAUGAUAUCGUCCAAGAAUUCGGCCAGUUAUUAAGUUCAAUAGUUGUUACUAAGUUCAAGCAGGUUGUGAUUAUAUCACCACUUGUAUUGCACCUACUAAACAUUUAUGAGAGGUAAAUAGAGCUUUUGAUUUUUUUUAAACUAAGCAAAUAUUCAAUGUGAAGUCAAUAUCUUAUUCGUUGAAGUUAACUCCUUUUUAUAAUAAUCCUGCUAAUAUAUUUUCACUGUUUCAACUGAACUUUGGCUUAGUGAUUGUUAUAACGUGUGGCCGCCUGGAUGCCCUGUUAGUGUACAACGUGAUAAUACUGUCAAUUAGAGAGCAGUAAAUUACCGAUCGGACCAGUGACACACGAACCCAUACAAGCAGUCUAGAGCACUUAUUGGUCCUUCUUUCUGCUUAGCCCAGCCAGUUAAGUCCAGAA
This is a messenger RNA of Schistosoma rodhaini, 2789 nucleotides long. The record is from the annotation of a GenBank genome assembly. Lineage: Eukaryota; Metazoa; Platyhelminthes; Trematoda; Strigeidida; Schistosomatidae.